GAGAGAUCACGUGACAAAAUGUUUACAUGCAAACAUGACUACAAAUGGAUAUGUAGCUCUACUACUUCUCCACAAAAGGUUCAUUAAAGAGGAGAAAUCAAUAACAAUACAGAGGUAUACAACAAGUGGUUUUAAUCCAACCCUAUUGAUGAUCGACCACAUGCAAAUUAUCUGAGAAAAUGGAAAUGUCAUUUCCGCCACUGCAAGGCCAACUGGCCUUCACAAAGAGUUCGGUGGAGUUUGACAAUGGAGGGUUCGGGAUUACCGGGAUGUCGGGCUUCCUGUCGGAGAGAGAGCCGGAAGAGUUUUCCGGACAGCCCCGUGUCUUCACCAGCACCGAUGGGGAGGAGGCAAUCAAGUGUCUGCGAAAGGCAUUUCAGGUGUUACAACCUGGGAACCAUGCAGCUCGCAAGCCAUCGGAGAACGUCUCCUCUGGGUUCAUCCACUGCCGUCACUCGUCACAACUCGGCAAGCGCUAUGUGAAUCUCCGACACCACCUAGAGGAGCGUGCAAGAAAAGAGCUCCUUAGAGACUGUUUGUUCCGACUGAAAACUGGCGCCAUAUUUGUACGUGACCUUCAGCACCUGGUGAAAAACGAGUACAAAGUCUUCUAUCAUAUAAGUCACGACUGUGUGACGGAGAUUCCCGAAAGUAAGAUAUUCUGUCUCAAUGCACUGUGUGAGGACCUACGGACGCUGGUAGGCGACUGGAAGUGUAUAAAACAGAAGCUUCAUACUAACCGGUGGCUACAGCCAGUGCAAGGAGCGUUGUUCUUUCAGUUGGAUAGGAUAAAAUUGGUGUUAGACCAGUUGAUACAGUCUGCAAUAUGGUGGCUGGAAAAGUUUGUCGUUGUCGGUUUACAGGUGUUUGCUCACGGAAGCGUGGACACGUUCACGCAUGAAAUGAUUUGGAAUGUAACACGAGGCCUUGAAGAUUUAAAUAAAAUAAUAAACAGCUUACAAUCACCCUCACCUACCUCAAAAUAUGGCUUACAAUCACCAAAUGUGCUCAGGCUGCACGGGCUUAGUGCGGAAUCAACUAAUUCAUUUGCCAGUUUAGGCGAGUAUGUUAAAUCUUUGCCAUUCACAAGAGUGCUAUCAAUUUUGGCGAACGAACGGUCAAAGUACGCCGCUCUCGAGACUCACAGAUUUUUCACGACAAGUCCAGAGUUUGUGAAAUUGUUAAAUUCUGGGAAACUUCCGGAAUACAUAUGGACUGAGGAAUCUAGUCAUGCAAAUGACAAGCUAGAACGUGAGACGUCGGACUAUCAUACCGCCACUGGCAGCAUGACGUCUUUGAGUGCGGCCAUUUUGAAAAUUGGCAGUGUGCGAGCACCGGAUUUAUCCGACUCGGACUCUCCAUUAGUUGAACUCGGACGUCGAGAGCAUGCUUUCGCAGAAAACUUCCUUCUUGUUGUGUGCAAUUCCACAAACUUACUGCGGCGAAACGACAGUAGACCCAGGAAGGUUGUGAAAGGUUCCCAAAGUUUUUCGGGUUCAGAUAAACCCCCUCGGGGAGAAACCCCAGUGUUGUCGAGGGCGGAUUCCAUGAGAAAGUCUGUGUCCUGGGGAGACUCGGCUGACAGCUCAAUAAAAUCCCAGCUGACCUCAAGGUACAUGGACCUCUAUUGGAACCAUUUCGGCACCAACCUGUACACGAUGUUCUACGAGCCUUGCUGGGCACGAGUGACCUCUCUGUACUCAUCAGAGAUUGGGAGCACCCUAGUGCUCAACACCAUCGUCAUAGCGAUCAUGAAACACAUGAUGCAGCACGUCUGCCUCAAGGAUCUCUUUCCACCGGCCAGUGUUACACCCAUGUUAAUGGCCGCCAAGAAAUGUCUCCAUGUAGCAGCAUUUGGUGCCUGGGAUACCUGCAUGUCUGAGGCUCUGGCGUCUCAGAGGUCAGACAAGUGCUACCCAUGCCCCCUGGUUGGUGGGGACUACAGCACGCGCACAGGCAUGUUGCUGAGGGAUACGUUCCAGCCUGCGCUACACCUCCUGAGAGAGCACCUGGCCGAGACCAUAGAGCCGUCACAUGGAGGGAUGCCUGCGAUGGGGUGUGAGGUGGUGGCAGUUGCCAUGAGACUAGUGGCCACGUCUGGGGCCUCCCUGCACUGGUGUCGCACCAAGACCCACCAGUACCUGGGCAGUAUGGCCGUAGGCAACUUCCUGCUUAUCUCACAGACCGACCUCAAGCUGCUGGUAGAUGAGACGAGGACAUCGCUGUACCAGCUACAGAUGGUUACCAAGGCGCUGGGUCACAAGGAGGCUGGGGACAGUCUGUCUCCCAUGGCAACACAGCUGGGACAUAUCAUGGACAGUCUGCAGAGUGUAUCAUCGCAGAGCAUGAAGCAGUUCUCUCGCAAUGUCUCCACGUCUGCCCACGAGUACUUCAAGACUCACAUGCCAUCUGCCAAGGUGUGGAGGAAGAAAGCAGACAACGGUGGCCCAUCGGACCACAACCUGUACAUAGAGCACGUGUUGGAGACGGUACUGGAGCCAGUGCUGGAGGGGGUUAGCAAGCUCAAGCAGACGGUCCAGCUGUCAGUCGUAUCCCAGGCAACAGAGGCAGUCUGUCAGGCAUGGAUGAACUUUAUCCUGCAGGAGAAAAUCAAAUUCAGCUAUGAUGGUGCCUGCCAGCUUGGGGUUGAUGCUCGGUACAUGCGUACCUGGCUGCAGCAAAGCAUCGCCAUGGAGAUAGUGAGACAGAGCAUCCUUGACCUUCCUGUACUGAAAACUCUCACGGGUGCAAUAAUGCUGUUGAUGAGGCAGCCCAGUAGACGUUCCUCAAGCAAGUUUAGGGAGUCUUCUUCAGGCCAUGAUCUAGCCAGCGACUGCAUCAAUGGGGUGAGAUCUGUGUACGAAAGUGAGGACUGUGUAAGCCAUGUGGCAAACCAUUCGGAGUGGCUUUCCCUGAGAAUGCAGGGGGGAGGGAGGAGCUGGAGGGGAAUAUCUGGCUGUCUGAACCCUGAUGCCCAAUAACCAUGGAAAUGAAUUGGACUGAAUUCACACCAGUUUUGGAAAAAUCUACCAGGUUUGUCGUAACCUGAGAACAACAUUGGACAGUCACUAUAUAAAAACCUUGGGCUGGAUUUGAAGUAUUUAUACAGUAUGGAAUAAUCAAAACUUGGAUCUAUGCUAACUAUAAAAAAUGUUCAACAAGGUCAACAGCUCCUUUGGAGACAUCAUUAAAGAAACAAACAAGCACAACUUGCGUUACAUUUACAAUAACUAUGGAACGGUGACUAUGGAACAGCUCAUAACUAUCAAAACAUCUAAAAGUAAAGCUACUUUAAACAUAGAUAGCAUCUUUAACUUUAUCUAAAGUAACAAGUUAAGAGUAAAUACAGAUUUUUUCUUGAAUUUUGUUUUUGAUCCUGGUGUCCAAAGCAAGCUGCAUUCAUUCAUGGAAGUGUGAAAAUAAAACUGAGAUUAGUUUA
Messenger RNA from Dreissena polymorpha, 3439 nucleotides. RefSeq lists its product as uncharacterized. The coding region runs from base 180 to 2981 and encodes 933 amino acids. Lineage: Eukaryota; Metazoa; Mollusca; Bivalvia; Myida; Dreissenidae. The record is from RefSeq and is a predicted model, not a curated record. The transcript is spliced from 12 exons.